Saccostrea echinata is the source of this 5139-nucleotide messenger RNA. RefSeq lists its product as uncharacterized. Gene Ontology annotation, molecular function: DNA helicase activity. Gene Ontology annotation, biological process: telomere maintenance; DNA repair. Bases 1 to 5139 code for a protein of 1712 amino acids. The record is from RefSeq and is a predicted model, not a curated record. NCBI's taxonomy places the organism in Eukaryota, Metazoa, Mollusca, Bivalvia, Ostreida, Ostreidae. The transcript is spliced from 4 exons.
AUGGAAAAUACAAUUCAGCAAAAACAAGUAUCAAAAUCAGAAAUUCUGGAAAAUCUGAAAACUGUUCUGAAUCAAAGAAUGCUUUUUGAGCAUAAGGGGUGCAAUCCAAAUGCUAUUAGAAAUAGCUUUCAUGAUAGUAUCAAAGAUGGUCCAUUAUACAUUUGUUCUUCAUGCAUGCAGACUUUCUUCAAACACUCUGUACAGAGAGUAGAUAGGACAAAAUUUAAACACAGAGAUAAAUUGUUAGCUUGCCUGACAGGUUACAAAAGUGUUGAUGAUAAAGAAUGGAUCUGUAAGGCUUGCGUUGGUGCUCUUGUGUCUGGGAAAAUUCCAGCAUGUUCACUUGCUAAUGGUUUAAAAUUUCCUGAAAUUCCUGAUGAACUUAAGUUAACUCAAUUAGAAGAGCGUUUAGUUGCUCCUAGAUUGACGUUCAUGCAAAUCAGAGAAAUGCCACGUGGAGGACAGUUGAGUUUAAAGGGAAAUGUGGUUAAUGUCCCAGCAGAUGUAAACACCACAGUGAAAACAUUACCAAGGAUGCAGUGUGAUGAAGAUACAAUACUCCUGAAAUUUAAAAGGAAAAUGUGUUAUAAACAUCAUAUGGCAUUUGAAAAGGUAAGACCAAACAAGGUUUUUGAAGCAGCCAAGUGGUUGGUCAACAACAGCAUGUUAUUCAGAAAUGAAGGAAUACAAAUUGAUGAAAAUUGGAUAAACAACUACCAACAACUAAGCGAGGAUGAUAAUUUGUCAAGUGUGGAUGAUGGAAAACAAAAAGAGGAUAGUCCUGGUGAAAAUGAAACAGAUCAGUGGACAGAGGAUGAAAAUUUUGAAAACAGACCAACUGGAAAUUUUGACACAUUGCUUCAUCCAGCAGAUUUUAGGGAAUUUAAUCAAAUUCUUUCUUUAGCACCUGGAGAAGGCAAGACUCCCUUGGGACUAUUUCAGGACAUUUUUUCAGAAUUUCUAGCUUUUCCAACAAUUUACUGUGGUCAAUCUAGACAAGAUAAUUCUUGUAGGACUGUCCCAUUGCACUACAGCACAAUUUGUAAAUGGGAGUUAAGAAAUGUUGACAGAAGAGUUGCUAUGAACCUCCCAAAUAUAUUCUACAAGUUAAAGAAACUGCAGAUCAAGCAGAUAAAGGACAAAGUGUCUUUGGCAAUGAGAAAAUGCAAAACAAAUGGGAAAAAAAUUACAGUAGCAGAGGUCUUGUCCCCAGGUUUCAUUGAUGACGUUGCAAUGCAUGAUGAAGGAUUCAGAGUUCUACGAAAACUUCGAGGUUCACCACCAUACUGGGAGAGUGCAAAAAAAGAUGUUUUUGCAAUGAUCAAACAACUUGGUGUACCAACUUGGUUCUGUUCUUUCUCCGCUGCAGAGACUAGAUGGAUACCUUUACUUCAAUGUUUGGCAAAACUGGUGAAACAAAAAGAAUUGACAGAGCAAGAAACCAUUGAAAUGACAUGGCAAGAGAAGUGUGAAUUAAUCAAAUCUGACCCUGUAACUUGUGCCAGGUACUUCGAUAAUAGAAUCCAGUGUUUCUUAAAUUCUGUCUUGAAAUGCGAGUCUCAUCCUAUUGGUGAAAUUGCUGACUAUUUUGGUAGAAUAGAGUUUCAGCAAAGAGGAUCACCACACAUCCAUCUUCUCCUAUGGAUAAAAGAUGCUCCUGUUUAUGGUCGGUCUGAUAUUUCAGAUGUUGUUCAUUUCAUUGAUGAAUAUGUCACUUGCAAAAAAGACACAACUAUGCCAAGUCUUGUUAAUUACCAAACACACAGACAUGCAAGAACUUGUAGAAAAAAAGGUAAAGCAAUUUGCAGGUUCAAUUUCCCUAUUCCUCCUAUGCCAUCAACUGUUAUUUUAGAGCCAUUGAAUGAGGAAGAAGACAAAAAGGUUGCAGAAAAAAAUUAUUCAAAGGUAGCAACUUUCAUGAAUGAAAUGAAAAAUGUGGAUGCUAUGAGCUUCUCUGACUUCUUGAAAGAAUUACAAAUGGAUCUCCAUACCUAUUUGUUAGCUGUCAGGUCAUCUUUAUGUUGUCCCAAAAUUUUUCUCAAACGUUCACCUUGUGAAACAAGAGUCAAUAAUUACAACACUCUUGCAUUAAAAUGUUGGGAAGCAAACAUGGAUAUUCAGUACAUUCUUGAUCCAUAUGCAUGUGUAUCUUACAUAGUCUCAUACAUCUCAAAAGGACAAAGAGGUCUAUCAAAUUUAUUACAUCAAGCAUGUAAAGAGGCUAGAUCAAGUGAGAGUGAUAUCAGGCAACAAGUAAGAAGAAUAGGAAAUCAGUUUCUUUCUCAUGUAGAAAUUGGAGCUCAAGAAGCUGUUUAUCUAGUCCUGCAAAUGCCACUAAGAAAAUGUACAAGGUCUGUUGUAUUCAUAGAUACAAAUUCAGCAGAAAAAAGAGUUGCUUUAUUAAAAUCAUUCACAGACCUACAACAUUUACCAAAGAAUUCAACUAAUAUUGAGGCAGAUAAUGUUUUGAAGAGAUACAAGCGAAGACCAAACAAAAUGAAUGACUGUAUAUAUGCUGAUUUUGUGUCCUGGUUUGACACAGUUUAUUCUGCACGACAAAAGAAAUCUAUAUUGGUGGAGAGUGAAUUACCUGAAGAUGAUGUUGAAAAUAAUGACGACACCAUGAGUGAAAGUGAAAAUGAAGAAGAAAACAAAUCAGAUAUUAUAGAAUUUAAAGAUGGGACAUUAAUGAGAAAAAGAAAGAGGCAAAAAGUUUUGCGUUACAACAAGAUAUCAGAAAAUGAAAACAAAGAAGAACAUUAUAGACAGCUGUUAAUGUUGUUUACAUCAUGGAGAAAUGAGGAAUGUGACUUGUUGAAUGAAUGCAACUCUUUUCAUGAAAGUUAUCAGAAAAUGGAAGACAUUAUUUUGCUAAAUCAACAGAAAUAUGAGAAAAUUGAUCAACAAUUGCUAGAAACAGCAAUUACAGAUUUUUCUGAGGAUUUUGAAAAUUCUAUUAGAGAGCCUGUUUUGCCUCAAGUUGAUCACCUAGAGCUUAUUGAUUCUUCUGAAGGCCACCAUUCAUCAAGAACUUAUGGUUGUUUUGAUCCAUCUGCAAAUAUGGUUUCCCGUUCCUGUGAGCAACCAUGUUCAUAUGAUCUUGGACAAGACAUUGGAAUCACAAGAAAGCAGUUAGAUGAUUCCUGUUUACCCUUGAAUGAAAUGAGUGAUGAUGCAUUUAGAACUCUUGCUCAGAAUCUAAAUCUUAAACAGAAAGAAUUUUUUUACCAUGUAUAUCAUUGGUUGAAAACAAAGAGUGAUCCUUUGUAUGUUUUCCUCUCUGGAGGUGCAGGAGUAGGGAAAAGUGUAGUGCUGCGUGUUUUGUAUCAGGCUUUACUUAAAUAUUACAAUCACCGUCCAGGAGAAAACCCUGACCAUCUCAAAAUUUUGCUUUGUGCUCCAACAGGAAAAGCUGCUCAUAAUAUAGGAGGAAACACAAUCCACAACACUUUCAGCAUUCCAGUUGGUAGGGGAUUUAAAUUUAAACCUUUAGAUAUGCAGCAGUUGGACACGAUGAGGUGUAAAUACCAUUAUGUCAAGGUGAUUUUUAUUGAUGAGAUUUCUAUGGUUGGUAGUGGUAUGUUCAAUUUUAUUAACUUAAGACUACAAGAAAUUAGAGGAUGUACAAAACCAUUUGGAGGUAUAAGCGUAGUUGCUGUUGGAGAUCUUUUCCAACUGAAACCAGUGAUGGAUUCUUGGAUAUUUACACAAAGAUGUGAUGGACUUCAAGUUCUUGGAACAAAUUUAUGGAAAGACUUGUUUUCUUUCUACGAACUAGAAGAAAUAAUGAGACAGAGGGAUGAUUUAGAAUUUGCACAGCUUCUGAACAGACUAAGGGAAGGAAAGCAUGCAAUUCCAGAAGAUAUAGAUAAACUCAAAUCCAGAAUUACUGUCAAAGAGAAUCUCUCUGAAUCAACUCAGAAAUUGCCACAUUUAUAUACUACCCGUGCUGCAUCAUCAGAACAUAACAUGGAAGUUCUUGCAAGUGUUUCAGAAGCACAGAAAACAUCAGUUGAGGCCAUAGACAGCAUUUCUGGUGAAAUUUCUACAGACCUGAGAAAUAAAAUUCUAGAUAAAGUGCCUGAUGAUUCAUCGAAGACAAUGGGACUAAAAAAAAUGUUGCAAGUGGGUGUUGGUGUACAGUAUGAACUGUGUGUAAAUAUAAAUGUUGAGGAUGGAAUGACAAAUGGUUCUCCUUGUAUUGUCCAAAUGUUGGAUUUCAGGAGUUCUGAAACAGACCUUGCUACACUAAUGAAAUCAGUUGUGGGACACUCUCCCUACCCAAAGAAGAUGACAGUCAAAGUCUUGUGUAGUGACCCAGCAACCACUUAUGUCAACGACAAGAAAGAAAAGAGAGAACUGAUGAAUACUGUUGUUGCAGACAGUACCAAAGCUGUGAAAUGUGUUGUGUAUGAUGCGAAGAAGUUUCACAGAUUCAAAGCUGGCACCACAAUCAUACUGAGAAACAUUAUUCGUAAGCCUGAGGGGAUAGCUGUCACAAGUGCCACAGUUAUAUUUCCUGCAGCAAAAGCACUCAACCUCCCAGCAAGUAUGGAGAAAGAAGGGAUUGCUAUUUUGCAUCCUCCUCCUGCAGAUGUCAAGAGUGUGGUAGAGGCAUUGGCAUCUCCAACAAAAACCAAAGUGUCCGUACGGGGGAAAAUAGUUCAGGAGGAAGCUACACGAUAUGUGACAGUAAAAAAUGAAGAAAAUGUCAAAGUGAAAAACAUCUUCUUGGAGGACUCCACCAAAAAAUGCAAAAUCGCACUGUGGAGGGAUCUGGCUGAUCAGGCAAUCAGACCAGGGGAUUACAUAGAGGUCUCCGAUUGCAUCACAAAUACAUUCAGAAAUGAGGUCUCUUUAUCAACAACAUCGAGGACAGCAAUAACUAAAACAGAGUGCCCAGAAGAAAAAGUGAAAUGGGAGAUAGAGUCUGUUUGUAUUGAAAACGAGAAUACUGCCACCCUAUUACUCAAGGAUGACAAAGUUGUUUCAGCACCUGUGAAGUCCCUCCAGGAUGCUUUCCCAGAGUGCAAGGGCAAGGAAAAAGACUUGGAGGAUUACCUAGUUUCCCUUUGCCGGCCAACGUUAGUGGUAGAGUGUACAUUUAAGGGCAGUGAUUUGUUAGCCAUGAAAUUUUAG